Molecule: messenger RNA, 1574 nt
Organism: Syngnathus acus (greater pipefish)
Lineage: Eukaryota; Metazoa; Chordata; Actinopteri; Syngnathiformes; Syngnathidae
Gene: cisha
Product: cytokine inducible SH2-containing protein
Exons: 3
Coding region: 652-1341 (229 amino acids)
Biological process (GO): phosphatidylinositol phosphate biosynthetic process; intracellular signal transduction
Cellular component (GO): phosphatidylinositol 3-kinase complex
Molecular function (GO): 1-phosphatidylinositol-3-kinase regulator activity
Source: RefSeq, a predicted model, not a curated record
UGGAAAGCGUGUAAAGAGAAGCCAGCGCUCGAUUCCCGGGAGCGCGCGUCGCUUCAGCGAACGCAACAGCCAGCGGGCGGCGGCGCAGAAAACAAACCGAGGGGCGCGCACACUGACACGCACAUUCACAAACGCGGACAUCGCAGCAAAAUCACCGAAGUGGGAUUAUUAGCCACGGAUUGUCGCGUUUAGGCCUGAAUGCUUGUUUUAAAAAGGAGCGUAGGUAGAGCGUGUCGGGGAUCGCGUGCGCGCGCUCAGCCACCGGAGUCCGUGACGUCAGCGCUGCCGGUGCCGAGAGGCGUUCUUAGAAUAGACUUCUAGGAAACAGUCAAUUUGACAAAAGCCAAGCCUUUGCGCUGCGUCCCCUUUGCACAUUGGAAGCUCCCGAUUCUGGCGACAACACACUCCACAAAACGAGGCCGCUAAAUCUAACUAUUAUUUAAAAGGCACCACCAAAUAAACGUCGUAUAUUUUGGCGAGCAACAGGGCAACGUCGCGCGUUUACACAAAUUGACAAACAACCACCGCUUUUUUGUUGUUGUUGAAAUAUCGAUAUCUAUAUAUUUCUUACAAGGUAUUUUUGCUUAGCUUGAUCUUUUUUAACAAAGAGAGAGGAGGGGAAUACGACUGAAAUUAAAGUGUGGCUUGAGUAUGAUUCUCUGUGUGCCAGGUCCCCGAGGUCAUUUGCCCACCGCUCCAUCGACUGAGGCCCCCCUGAGGGGCAUGCGGGCAGGAACGGUUGCGUCUGCGCCUUGCCUUCAGAGCAGCCCGCCAAUAUGGGAUCCCACCAAGGAUCUGCGGGCCAUUGCAAGCAAUUUCUGCUACCUAGAGACAUCAGGAUGGUACUGGGGAGCUGUAAGUGCGGCCCAGGCACACGGUGCACUUCAAGAGGCCUCUGAGGGGGCUUUUCUGGUACGGGACAGCAGCCACCCUCUGUAUAUGCUUACCCUCUCGGUCAAGACGGCCCGCGGUCCCACCAGCAUACGCAUCCAGUACAGCUGCACUCGCUUCUUGCUGGACUGCAGCUCGCCGGCCCGGCCCAGCCUGUCGUCCUUCCCCAACGUGCCCAGCUUGGUCCAGCACUACAUGGGAUUGGAGAGGAGAGCUCAAGACGAGGAGGGGAGCACGGCGGCCAAGGAGGCCUCUUCCAAAGUGACAAUCCAAGAGGCGUCGGCGUCGGUGGUGCUAAAAUUAAAGCGGCCCGUGUACAAGCCACAGGGCCUGCCCUCCUUGCAGCACCUCACCCGCCUCGUCAUCAACAGGCAUUCGGAGAGCCACGACCAGCUACCACUCCCCAGGCCUCUGCUGCGUUUCUUACAGGAAUACCCUUUCAAGUUAUGAGGCUUGUUUCGACUGCAAAGGAGGACAAACACACGAAAUGGUCCUUCCCCCCCCACAUGGAAAUGACAUUUGCUGCUUCGAAACUUUGGACACAGGGUCUUUUUUUUUUUAAAACAUGUUCAUAUCAGCGCACACGAGUGUGUAUCAUAUUUGGACUGAAUUGCAUGAGAUGCACAUACACUGAUUACACGCCUUUGCUGUCUUUUCUCAGUAAAACCCUUUUCUACCUUUUA